AUGACACUUAUCCGUACCAAUCGUAUGGAUAGUCACAAAUCGUACCCAAGACCAGGUCAAGGCUACAAGCGAGGUUAUCAUGACGCAACGUACUGCGUUGCGGUCGGCUUUCAUUGGUGUAAAAAUCCUUCGAGGUAUGCUGUGCAACAUUCUAUUACAGAAGUGAUGCAACAACUUUAUUUCCCACAUGAGAAACAACGUAACCCGACAGAUCAAUUUCAGCAAAUAAGCCAUUGUCCAGUCCUUGACAAGCGUGAAGAAGGUCGCAACUACUUAUUGCCAUUUCCAACACUUUUUGUCAGAUUUCUAUUCGCCUUACGUGAACAAGAUGAAAUUGAUGUCAAAAUUUUGUUUUAA
Plasmopara halstedii is the source of this 357-nucleotide messenger RNA. RefSeq lists its product as uncharacterized. The coding region runs from base 1 to 357 and encodes 118 amino acids. The transcript has a single exon. The record is from RefSeq and is a predicted model, not a curated record. NCBI's taxonomy places the organism in Eukaryota, Oomycota, Peronosporomycetes, Peronosporales, Peronosporaceae.